Peromyscus californicus insignis is the source of this 6589-nucleotide messenger RNA. RefSeq names its product helicase, lymphoid specific (gene Hells). Bases 3530 to 6043 code for a protein of 837 amino acids. The record is from RefSeq and is a predicted model, not a curated record. Lineage: Eukaryota; Metazoa; Chordata; Mammalia; Rodentia; Cricetidae. Gene Ontology annotation, biological process: pericentric heterochromatin formation; lymphocyte proliferation; negative regulation of gene expression via chromosomal CpG island methylation. The transcript is spliced from 22 exons. Gene Ontology annotation, cellular component: pericentric heterochromatin; nucleus. Gene Ontology annotation, molecular function: ATP-dependent chromatin remodeler activity; ATP binding; chromatin binding.
AUAGUUUGACAGUAAAAAUAGAGUUAUAAUGGUGUGAAAGAAACUCAGAGUAAUAGAAUUGAUAAUAGAGAGGAUUUACUAAUAACCUCUGCUUAGGAGACAUUUUAAGUCACACAAAACAGAAUUUAGUUAAGGGAGUGCUGCCUCCAAAAUAACUCCAAGAUAAGCACAAUGCUAACCAGAUUUGUCUGAGAUAAGUGAGGUUUAAGAUUGCUAGGACUGGAGCUGCAGAGAUGACACAGCAGUCAAAGGCCCUGGCUGCUCUUCCCAAGGACCCAGGUUCAAUUCCCACCACCCACACGGCAGCUCACAACUGUCUGUAACUCCAGGUCCAGGGGAUCCGACAUUCUCACACAGACAUACAUGCAGGCAAAACACCAAUGUACAUAAAGUAAGAAUAAAUCGUUGACUAGGAUACGGCUUCUGAAAUUGUUCACAGGGGUUCACCAGCCAUUAGGCUUUAUAACAAAAGGAGAUAACUCUGACUUACAACCAGCCAUUAGUUCCAUCUUUCUAUCAGAGAACAGGCCUCAUAAUGGACAGUUCAAGGGCAGCACAGGAUGACAACCACCCUUAAGUCCUGGUCCUGGCUUGCCAUUAAAGCCCACAGUUCUUUUUUUUUUUUUGAUACUCAAAGAAGAAUUUGUUCAAAUAAUGUUACUGACAUUACCAGGUAAAUUAAUAGCAAUGCCAAGAAAUGCCUGAUACAUCUACUGCAGUGUUUGCACUUUUGGGGGGGCUUGGUUUCUCUGGAAUGGGAUUCCCAGCUCAUCUGAAAUUGGUUCAAAUUCCUGGGUGAUGCAGGGGUAGAUUUCCUUAUGGAAGCUUGCUUUGUCCUUAGCAAGUGUAACAUUUCUUUUUUUGUUGUUUUGAUUUUUAGAGACUCACUAUGUAGCUCUGGCUGUCCUUGAACUCAGAGAUCCACUUGCCUUAGCCUCCUGAGUGAUGGAAUUAAAGCUGUGUGCUAUAAUGCCUAGCUAAGUGUAAAUAAUUCUACAGUACGUUAUAAAGGGGAGAACUGAUGUUGCCAAAAACCUAACUCCUCCUCCAAGAGAGAUUUAAGUAUUUGAAUAAUAACGGAAAGAAUUCAGGGAGCAUUUAGGAACCCUGGAGAAUGGAAUGUUAAUCUAAGAUUCCUGGAGUAGGCUUCAAGGAUUUCUAUCCUGAAGAGAAAAUGAGGGAGUGAAAGGUAAUUCAGAUGCUAGAUUUGCAAAUUUUAUUAUUGGGAAAUUGGGAGAAGUCUGUCUUUGUUUGAAGGAGACCUAGUAGUAUAAACGUGAGCAAUAGUUAGGUUUGGUAUUGAAAUCUGAUUGGGUGGAUAGUGAAGCCAUUCAUAUAAAAUAUUUUCCAAGACAUUUUGUGAGGGUAGAGAAAUAUAACUUGUUAUAUUUUAGAAGAAAAAUCCCAAUGUGAUAUCUUGUUAUCUACCUCCUUCUGUGAUAUGCCCCCUUGCCAACUCUGCUUAUCAUUAGUCAUCUUUAAAAAACUGAUUUAUGACUAUGUGGGUGGUUUUUAAGCAUGUAUGUGGAUAGCCAAGGAGGCCAUCAGGGGGAAUUAGUCACCUGGAGCUGGAGUUACAGGCAGCCAUAGACAUGCAUGCAGGGAAACAAACUCAGGUGAUUUGCAGGGGCCGUACAUGCUAACUGCUGAGCCAUUUCCCCAGCUCCCACAUUAGCCUUCUUUUUGGUACUCAAACAUUACCUGAGCUAUUUCUGCCUUGGUGUUUUUGAAUAGCUUUAGUUUCUGUCUAGGUUACUCUUACCCUGGACUGAUUGGCUUUUUGACAUUUCUUGUCCUUUUUUUUUUUUCUUCAGGCAUCCAAAUACCCAAUCUAAAAGAACCACCCAUUCUCCCAUUGACCUUUCCUGCCCCCAGUUCUGGAAUUUAAGUAACCUAUGUAUAAAGAUUUAGUAGCUUUAGUUCAUUGCUGUACAGUUUCUGUUGCACUGGAGCCAUUUACACCAAGGCCCUGGAAAGUGGAUGAACAGUAUUUUUCUUAUCGGUCUGAGUAUUUGGCCUGCACAAACAGCAAAGAUGGGUCAGGAAAUGAAUGUAGCAAUGCACUUAUUAAUAGUGUGCAGCCAAGAGCAGAUGUCUGUCCUUUGAGAACCAGAUGACUGCAUUGUGCUCCAUCUCGUUUGUGAGCAAAUCAACCUACUCUUCCUUAAGAACUAGGAGGGAAGUUGAUCAUCAAGGCAUGGUAGCAUAUAUUGGCACUUGGGAGGCAGAGACAGGUGGGUCUGAGUUUAAGGCCAGCAUAAUCGAGGUAAACAAGUUCCAGGUCAGCCAGGGCCGCAUAGUGAGACCCUAUCUCAAAUAAAUGAAUAAAUAAAUAAAAUAUUUUUUUAAAAAAGAGGAUUUUGAAGGUGGUUAUGGUGUAUUGUAAACACACAUCCUUUUUCUUAACUUUUUUCUUUUUUACAUUUUCAUUUACUAUACUUGUUUAGAGGUGUGGGGGUGGGCUUACAAAUGCCACAAAUACUCAGAGGUUAGGGGACAACUUGCAGGGCUUUUCUCCUAACAUGCAAAAGGGACUGCAGAAAAGGAGUUGAAAUCUAAACAAAAAACAACCACGAGAAAAACACUUCAGGACCCAUUUUUAUUUGUGCUCCAUUUAGUUUCCGGAUAUUUUUAAAAAAGUUUCAUGUCCCCCAGGGUAUCUUUGAAUUAGCUAGUAACCAAGGAUAUUUUCUAAAAGUCCUAAUCCUGCUGCCUGGACUUGCCCUGCGCGAGAUGACAGGAAUGCAUCACCAAGCCAGUUAAGGAGGCGCUGAAGCUAACCCAAAGCUCAGCGCCUGCUAGGCAAGCAUUAUACCAACUCGGCUUCACCUCCAGCCCGUUUCAGUCUUGUCUUUUCCAGUCAGCUUAUCACCCAUUACCUUUAUCUUACCCUAAAUUAGCCAUAACCUUAAUUUCUUAUCCCUUCUUACAAACCAGCCAUCCUCAGCGUUAUCUGGGAAGAAAUUUUAUAAAAAUGCGAACUACAACUAGGCAGGGGCCUGCGAGCUUGGCAGUUUCUGACAUCCUAACCUCGACCUGCAUCAUAGUUUUCUUACCGAAGGGACCAUCGAUUGGGGGUAGGUAUUCAAUCACGUCAGCGUGUGAAAAGGUCUCGCGUGAAAAGUUCUUGCACACCGCUGAACAAUCCGGAACCAUCAUUAAAUAACAAGGGAGACUCUGGCCUCCUGCGCUCCGCGGAGUCUCCCCGAUCACGGGAGAAGUUCGAGGCUGGAGCCUGCAACAUCCACUCUCCCUAAGAUUCUGGUCCAGGUUAAAGGCUUAACUCGACCCGACGGCUGAGAGGCGGACCGCAAACACAAACUCUCCUAAAUCUCGUGAGCCGCGGUCCAAAGUGGGCGGGGAGCCGGAAGUCUCGCGAGAUGACGGGGUUUUCCCGCGAAGAAGAAGCGCGCGUUUUUCUCGCGCCGGGGGUAGAGCGAGCUCGCCGGGAGCGCUCUGCUGUGAGGGCUUAGUGCGCUGCGUCUGAGGCGCUCGGAGGAGGCGAGUGGGUCGCGGCGGGUGUCCAGCCAUGCCUGCGGAGCAGCCCGCGAGCAGCAGCGGGCCCUUAGCCCCAGAAAUGGCUGAGCAAACGGAACCUGCCGUGAUUACUCCAGCCAUGCUGGAGGAGGAAGAACAGCUCGAGGCUGCGGGACUUGAAAGGGAGCGGAAGAUGUUAGAGGAGGCUCGAAUGUCUUGGGAUAGAGAGUCCACUGAAAUUCGGUACCGCAGACUUCAGCAUUUGCUUGAAAAAAGCAAUAUCUACUCAAAAUUUUUGUUGACUAAAAUGGAACAACAGCAGUUGGAGGAACAGAAGAAGAAAGAGAAAUUGGAGAAAAAAAAGCGAUCAUUAAAAGUUGUAGAGGGUAAAAAUUCAGUUGAUGCAAAUGAAGAGAAUCCAGUCGUGAAAAAGAAAAGAGGAAGAGAAGAAGAAUCGUACAACAUUGCAGAGGUCAUAUCAAAAGAGGAAAUUUUGUCAGUGGCUAAGAAACAUAAGAACAAUGAGGAUGAAAGCUCUUCCACUACUAAUCUCUGUGUAGAAGAUCUUCAGAAAAAUAAGGAUUCGAAUAGUAUGAUUAAAGAUAGAUUGUCUCAAACCGUUAGGCAGAAUUCUAAAUCCUUUUUUGACCCAGUUCGGAAAUGUAACGGACAACCUGUACCUUUUCAACAACCAAAACACUUCACAGGAGGAGUGAUGAGGUGGUACCAAGUAGAAGGCAUGGAAUGGCUUAGGAUGCUUUGGGAAAAUGGAAUUAAUGGCAUUUUAGCAGAUGAAAUGGGUUUGGGAAAGACUGUUCAGUGCAUUGCUACAAUUGCAUUAAUGAUUCAGAGGGGAGUACCUGGACCUUUUCUUGUUUGUGGCCCUUUGUCUACACUUCCAAAUUGGAUGGCUGAAUUCAAAAGAUUUACCCCAGAGAUUCCUACUAUGUUGUAUCAUGGAACCCGGGAGGAACGUCGGAAAUUGGUAAAGAAUAUCCACAAAAGACAAGGGACCCUGCAGAUUCAUCCUGUGGUAAUCACAUCAUUUGAAAUAGCCAUGCGAGACCAGAAUGCUUUACAGCAUUGCUAUUGGAAAUACUUAAUAGUAGAUGAAGGACACAGGAUUAAGAAUAUGAAGUGCCGGCUAAUCAGGGAAUUAAAACGGUUCAAUGCUGAUAACAAACUUCUUUUGACUGGUACUCCCUUGCAAAACAAUUUAUCAGAACUUUGGUCAUUGCUAAACUUUUUGUUGCCAGAUGUAUUUGAUGACUUGAAAAGCUUUGAGUCUUGGUUUGACAUCACUAGUCUUUCUGAAACUGCUGAAGAUAUUAUAGCUAAAGAGAGAGAACAGAAUGUUUUACAUAUGCUUCACCAGAUUUUAACUCCUUUUCUACUGAGAAGACUGAAGUCUGAUGUUGCUCUUGAAGUCCCUCCUAAGCGAGAAGUAGUUGUUUAUGCACCACUUUCCAACAAACAAGAGAUCUUCUAUACAGCUAUUGUGAACCGCACAAUUGCAAACAUGUUUGGUUCUUGUGAGAAGGAAACAAUUGAGCUAAGUCCUACUGGAAGACCAAAACGGCGAAGUAGAAAAUCAAUAAAUUACAGGGAACAAGAUGAAUUCCCUAAUGAAUUAGAAAGACUACUAAGUCAAAUACAGCCAGAUAUAAACAGAGAAAGGACUAUUGUGGAUGUUAAUAUCCCUAAAGAAUCUGAAGUUAAUUUGAAACUACAGAACAUAAUGAUGCUACUUCGUAAAUGCUGCAAUCAUCCAUAUCUGAUUGAAUACCCUAUUGACCCUGUCACACAAGAGUUUAAGAUUGAUGAAGAAUUGGUAACAAAUUCUGGGAAGUUCUUAGUUUUGGAUCGAAUGCUACCAGAACUGAAAAAAAGAGGUCACAAGGUGCUGGUUUUUUCACAAAUGACAAGCAUGCUGGACAUCUUGAUGGAUUAUUGUCAUCUUAGAAACUUCACAUUUAGCAGACUUGAUGGGUCCAUGUCUUAUUCAGGAAGAGAAAAAAAUAUAUACAGUUUCAACACGGAUCCAGAUGUUUUUCUUUUCUUAGUGAGUACACGAGCUGGUGGCUUAGGCAUUAAUUUGACUGCAGCGGAUACGGUUAUCAUUUAUGACAGUGAUUGGAAUCCCCAGUCUGAUCUCCAGGCCCAAGAUAGAUGUCAUAGAAUUGGUCAGACAAAGCCAGUUGUUGUAUAUCGCCUUGUAACAGCUAAUACUAUUGAUCAGAAAAUUGUGGAAAGAGCAGCUGCUAAAAGAAAACUGGAGAAGCUUAUCAUCCAUAAAAAUCAUUUCAAAGGUGGUCAGUCUGGAUUAAGUCAAUCUAAGAAUUUCUUAGAUCCUAAGGAAUUAAUGGAGUUAUUAAAAUCUAGAGAUUAUGAAAGGGAAGUAAAAGGAUCAAGAGAGAAGAUCAUUAGUGAUGAAGACCUAGAGUUGUUAUUAGAUCGAAGUGAUCUCAUUGAUCAAAUGAAGGCCUCAAGACCAAUUAAAGAGAAAACAGGGAUAUUCAAGAUACUAGAAAAUUCCGAAGAUUCCAGUGCUGAAUGUUUGUUUUAAAGCAGAGUGAAAUGGCUUAUAAAAACUUUUGUUUACAUCCAUUCUGGUAACUUGCCUACUCCCUUUGAAAUCUGGAUUGUUCACUUUACUUUUUGGAUUAUAUCAGUUUAUAUAAUGUAACUAGUAUUGUUAUAUACUUGGAAUGAUAAUUUUCUGAGAUUUAUUAAGUACAAAAUUCCUAUUAAAUUUAGUUUUAUCAGUUAGCUUUUGGGACUAGGUUGUACUUUUGAGUAUUGUCUUUGAAUAUUGUCUAAUAAUGUACUUAACCAUUGGCAAGUUUAUACAGUCUUCCUGUGGAAGCUUAGUGUUUCCCCUCAACCCCUUUAGUGAUAUAAUUCAUGGGAUUUGGACUUCAGUUAUGGAGCAAGGUUUUGAUGGGGGAGAUUGAUUGAAAUUAGACUUUUUUUUUUUACUAAAAAUUUUUUUUAAUUUAUUUUACAUGCCAACCACAGUUUCCCAGAAAUUGUACUUUAUAUUGCUGAAGAAAAUUGUUUGAGUUUUGAGUCAGUAAGAUGACUUACCAAAUAAAUGUUUAUUAUAAUAUGA